UGCGUUUUCGGUGAGGGACCGCCUAUUGAGGCCCAGACUACCAAACAUGGACUCGUAUGUCGCACACCACCCGUCUCUUGGAGACCCCAAACCCCCAUUGGAUCAGAUCAUAUUCUGGUCGAUCUGUCCGUCCGGUCGUCGGAAACGAAAACUGAUUUUCUUCAACGAAAGUUCGCUUUCUUCGACUGCAAUGCACACAAAACUUGUAUGGAUUGCGUUCAAAGUGAAUGGCAGUGCAAUUGGUGUUCAAACGACAACAAAUGCAGUGAUAAUAGGAAUAACUGUUCGGCCAAUAGUCUGUCAAACGAGGUUGAAUUAGUGAUAAACCAAUUGCCAAAACUGCCCCACAAUGCGAACUAUCAGUGCGUUUUCGGCGAGGGACCGCCUAUUGAGGCCCAGACUACCAAACAUGGACUCAUAUGUCGCACACCACCCGUCUCUUGGAGACCCCAAACCCCCAUUGGAUCAGAUCAUAUUCUGGUCGAUCUGUCCGUCCGGUCGUCGGAAACGAAAACCGAUUUUCUUCAACGAAAGUUCGCUUUCUUCGACUGCAAUGCACACAAAACUUGUAUGGAUUGCGUUCAAAGUGAAUGGCAGUGCAAUUGGUGUUCAAACGACAACAAAUGCAGUGAUAAUAGGAAUAACUGUUCGGCCAAUAGUCUGUCAAACGAGAUGUUCAGCCCGUCGAGCGCUGGCGCCGCACCCGUGCCUAACAGUUUCAUAUCCGACCAGAAAUACUGUCCCAGUUUUGAUCUGAACCGCAAUAUUCUGCUGCCUAAUGGCAUCCCAAAGGAGAUAAUACUUCCGGUGAAGAAUAUGCCCAUCGCUGCCAACGUGAGUGUC
Molecule: messenger RNA, 843 nt
Organism: Medioppia subpectinata
Lineage: Eukaryota; Metazoa; Arthropoda; Arachnida; Sarcoptiformes; Oppiidae
Source: the annotation of a GenBank genome assembly